UCAAACUACAAACUAGCCUCAAAAAAGUAAAGUCAUUUUUUUCUUGUUGUUCCCUUUUCUUAGUAACAUAUUUUUCUUAGAUCAGAUGGAACACGUGGUCCGUACAGUAGACUACAGAUAGGUCUUACACGUGUUACAGAGAUUUUCUUUUUUUUUUUGCAUUGCUGUUACCAGAAUUCAGUCAGACUGCUGAAGAUGCUGAUGCUGAUGUGGAUUACAGUGUUGAUUUUUCAGAACACUGAGUCAACACAGAAAAAUCAACAAGUCCAUCAGCCAGACUCAGUGAUUCAUGCUGAAGUUGGUGAAAGUGUGACUCUGCACUGCUUUCGACCGAGAGAAGAAACUGCUGGAUCCAUCGCUUGGUACAAGCAAAAGUUAGGACAUGAGCCUCAGGCUAUGGUCACAGUUGAAUAUGAACCUUUUUACGAAAAGCAGUUCAUGUCACCAAGAUUCAGCAUCAAGAGAGAAAACCGAAGCGUCCAUUUAAAUAUUGCGAACGUGGAGCCAUCAGAUGAAGCCGUGUAUUACUGCAACAUUGUGAAUUUUUUAACGGUCUUCGGAAACGGAACAUUUUUAUCGGUGAAAGAUGACAGAGAUGUAAAAGUGAGUGUGUGGCAGAGCGGCAUGUUGGACUCGGUUCCUGCAGGAGCCUCAGUGACUCUGCAGUGCUCGGUUCUCUCUGAGAGCAGAGCAGCAGAACUCCAAGUGCUCUGGUUCAGAGCUGCUCCACCACAAUCCCAUCCUCAAAUCAUUUACACUCAUCACAACAGCAGCCAUCAGUGUGAGAGCGGCUCUUCUACACACACCUGUGUGUACAACUUCUCCAAGAACAUCCUCAGCCUCAACGAUACUGGAACUUACUACUGCGCUGUGCUCCUGUGCGGGAAGAUCGUCAUCGGGGACGGGACACGGAUACAGAUGGAUGUGAAGACUCUCACAGAGCAACAUUUCAAGGGAUCUGAUGCUGUAGUGAUCUGCCUUGCUGUAGCGUUGACAGUGUCUGUGAUAAUAAAUUCUGCUCAAGCUGUUUCAUCCUGUAAAAAAUCAUGCACAGUGAAACUUUCACACCGUUCUACGACAGAUAAAAUGCACAAUCAGGAUGGUGAUACAGUGGAGGUGAUUUACGCUGCGGUAAACUUCAGUGAAAAGAAAACCAAAAGUGGAAGCGCAAAAAGAGAAAAACUACAAGAUGCUGUUUAUUCUCAAGUGCUAAACAUUCCUGUUAUUUAAAUCAAUGUUUUUUUUUUUUUUAUUUCUUAUUUUAUUCACAGAUAAAUGCUGUAGGUUUGCUGGUUGUAAACA
This is a messenger RNA of Tachysurus vachellii, 1302 nucleotides long. RefSeq lists its product as uncharacterized. NCBI's taxonomy places the organism in Eukaryota, Metazoa, Chordata, Actinopteri, Siluriformes, Bagridae. Gene Ontology annotation, biological process: response to bacterium. The record is from RefSeq and is a predicted model, not a curated record. Bases 196 to 1230 code for a protein of 344 amino acids. The transcript is spliced from 6 exons.